GAAGGAACAUGUCAUAACACUCUGCUCAGCGGAGGGCGCUUCAGAAAAAAAAGUCGAGUGUUCAAAAUGGAUAUUAUGGAUACUCCCUCCAAAAACUGCGCUUCGCCGAUCCCAUUGCAGAUAAUGGUAGAAUAUUGCCCUUGUUUUUGAUCAUUAAUCAAAAAAAUGCCAGAAAACAGAAGUUUGACAUUCGGAGGGCGCCUGGUUGAACGCCUGCACUUUGCCAAAUGGUUACCACGAGCGCAUACAAAAAAAAGAAAAAGCAUAUCGCAGCAGACGGUUGGUGACUUUUAUUAGGAGCCCAUCGGUAUCGGUGGUCUCCAUCGUCGUCCGUCCAUCGGUGACUGAUGAACGCCAACUCUUCAAGAAUGCUGGAGAUAUUUCUGUUGGCGAUUGUCAGCGGGCUCCCCGGCAUCGUUGCCCAGUUAAUAAUUGGGAUCAAAUACGUCAAUCGAACAUCCCCAUAUCUUCUAGGAAAUGGCAGUUUCAUCGACAACAACAGCACCAAUCCCUUCCGAGAACCAAAUCGCACUGUAUAUAACCUGAUACCUCCAGAAUUGGUUCCCGCUCACAACGGACAGCCCAUUCCUAAAGCAUUUUGGGAUGAAUACUUUCAUUGGGCGCACCGCGAUAAAGAGCCAGAUUACCAGCCGGCUCUGAAUUUCACUAAACGAGGGCAAAUCCGUUAUGGAGAAUACUGCUGGCCGUGCCCUUACACUGUUCAAAAAAAGUACUGCAGUGACAAGUGCCCACCGCCAUUCCGGGAAGACCGUCGUUCAGGGACGGAAUUCGUCGCGUAUAAAUAUCCUGUGGCCGCUGACCCUGAGCGAAUGGCCGGAGCAUUCCCGAUUAAUCAGCGCUGGACGGUUUUGAAAGAGUGUAAUCAGUGUAUAAGAGAGAAAGAGACCGUAAUCCCAGAAGUCACAACGUGCCUAAAAUGCUUGGAUUAUUACUCCUCAUCUUUGCAAGGAAUAUGGCCUUUCAACCCUUUUCGAGACUUUCCCAAGUUGAUCAAUCAACCUGUUGUGGUGACCAAUCACUAUAAAACUGUGUGCAAUGGAACUCGAUCGGUCAAUGCUACGUGUUUGAUCCAGUCCUUGAAUUACGAUGGACUUUACCACCUCGAUGAAAUGAACUGCACUACGGCACUCCCUCCCGAGUGUGUUCAGGUUAUCGCACCUCCAGGCAAAAAUUUGCCAAAUGGUUCUCCAACGAACACGGACGUUCUUCCGCCUGAUAUUUGCCCUACGAUUCCAGGAACCCCGGGAACAUGCGAUGGUGGACCAGAUACCAAUAUCCCUGUCGAUCCUGGUCCUGAAGACCCCAGCAACCCCACCAACCCUGGACAUCGUGAACCCGAUCCAAGUAACCCUGGAAGUGGCAAUCCCGGCAAUCCCAGCCCUCCUGUAAUUGGGAAUCCCAGCAAUCCAAGCGCCCCCGUACUGGGCAAUCCAAACAAUCCGACCAAUCCUGGAAUUGGCAAUCCCGGCAUUCCUGGCACUCCGAGCAUACCUGGAAGUGGUAACCCCAGGCUUCCACUUGGAAGUGGCAGUGCCCUCCCUGGUCUUCCGGGCCAAAUAGGUACACCCAACGGAAUGAUCCCGGAUAGCCCUGGCAGCUACGGAUACAAUAGCCCGUCCAGCACGCAACCAUCGUCUGGCGGCGCUGGCACCGGGGUUAUCUCGGGACAGGGGAGCACUGGGCCGUCAAUAGCAAAUCCAGUUAACAACAGACCUGGUGGUCCUUCCAGCAGUACCCAAACUGUACCCGGCAGCGGUGACACAAAUACAUCUGGAUCAUCAACCCCAACGGGAGAUCAGUCAGGACCCCAUACUGGCAAAAAGCCUGUUGGAAAUGAAGCUGUCGCUCUGCGCAUCGGCCACAUCUGGCUUGCGUCAUUGAUUGCUGCAGCAGCCAGCCAUGUUCUCUACUGAUACCAUCAUUGCAUGUCUCAUCUUGAGUUUGCCACUUUCUCUAUCGUAGCGCUGAGCGGGCUGAUCUCGCUGCUCAUAUGAAACUGCAAACAUCGUCAUAGAAAUCUAUGCUCUAUUCCAGUCUUGGAUCACCUCAUAGAUGGAGUUAGGAAAGGGUAGAAGAUAUGCAUCGUUCGUUCUGAUCGUCCUGUACCGUGUUCGCACAUCCAUUUCGUUCGGAUGUUUACCGUCGAGAAUAUAAAGGACAUACACUCUUUGCCCAUACUUGCGAUCCAGCCAUUCAGACACGUCCGACGAAUUGAACGAGCACAGGCAGCAAUAGGAGCUCUCACUCGACUACGAGACGCCAAGUGUCGUAUUCGGAAAAAAAAAAUGUGCCCGCAGGAACGUAGCAAACUCAAACACCAGUUGAUGGUAUUGUCAAGGUCGAAAACCUGCUAGCAGAUGGAGUGAUCUUGGUUGAUGCACAGUCGCACCUCUGAUGUAGCCAAGGUGUCAGUUUCUCUAUCAGCACCCUAUGCGUACCCUCUAUGGAAGACUACCACAGAUCUGAUUUUAAUAUACCGUUCAGUUGGACCAACUCCUUUGAGAAAGGCCUCGGUUGUUCCCUUAUUGCCGUUUCAAAUAGCGUUUUCCCGCUGUAUAAGAUUCAAUGUUUAUACCAAUACAGGCUGUACGAGAGUAGAAGGAGGUGA
This is a messenger RNA of Spizellomyces punctatus DAOM BR117, 2629 nucleotides long. RefSeq lists its product as uncharacterized. The record is from RefSeq and is a predicted model, not a curated record. The transcript is spliced from 6 exons. The coding region runs from base 348 to 1934 and encodes 528 amino acids. Lineage: Eukaryota; Fungi; Chytridiomycota; Chytridiomycetes; Spizellomycetales; Spizellomycetaceae.